AUGGGCGUUUCAAAGUCUGAUGCGAUUAUCAUCGUUGGUGGAGGCGCCUUCGGUCUCUCAACAGCUGUUCAUCUCUCUCAAAAAGGGUAUACAAAUAUCUCUGUGUUUGAGAAAGACGAUAAUAUCCCACCGAGAUCCUCUGCAGCGAAUGACCUCAACAAGAUCGUUCGAGCAGAAUAUGAAGAUCCGUUCUAUACAGACUUGACCAUUAAAGCGAUUUCAGCUUGGAAGACUCCCCUAUUUGCGCCUCAUUUCCACCAGACAGGAUUCCUGCACUGUGUCUCUGGGGCUGCGCCCGAGAAAGCCGUCGACACAUUGAAUAGAUUCCAAGCAUCCGCCGAAAAGCACCCAGAUAUCAAACCCCACGUCGUGCCUAUUAAGAAUGAUAAGGAUGUUCGUCAGGCAUGUUGGCAGCUUGAUGGAGAGCUACCAGGAUGGCAUGGUUACCUGAACCGCUAUGACGGGUAUGCCCACUCCGCCAACGCUCUUGCAGCCGUCUACCGCGCGACCCAAGCAGCAGGUGUGAGAUUCUUUCUAGGCGCACAAGGUGCCGUCAGGGAAAUCGUCUACGUCAGCACUUUGUCCGGGCGCAAGUGCGCAGGUAUCCGAACUAAGAAUGGUCGCUUCCACCCAUCUGCGCUGGUUAUUGUUGCCGCCGGAGCUGGAGCUGGUCGAUUAGUUCCUGAGAUUGGGUCUUCGGUUGUUGCCAAAUCUUGGUCUGUCGCGCAUUUACAGCUCACUGAUGAAGAGACCUCUGCUCUUCGUGGAAUCCCUGUGACCUACGCCCGGGAUCUGGGAUUCUUCUUUGAGCCUGAUCCUAAGACAAACCUUCUGAAGCUUUGUCCUAUGGGUGGUGGUUACAUUAAUACUGAUCCCAAGACGGGAGUUUCGCAUGCACCGGACACUCUUAGUGAAAUUGCUUUCUUACCCGAGGCAGAUGAGAAGCAGUUGAGACAAUUACUGGCUCAGACUCUACCUUCUCUUGCGAACAGACCUUUUGUUCGGAACUCUCUGUGCUGGUUUGCUGAUACUAAUGACUCGGAUUUCAUCGUCGAUUAUAUUCCUAAUAUGGCAGAGUCGAUUAUUCUCUUAUCUGGCGAUUCGGGACAUGGAUUCAAGAUGUUCCCCAUUGUGGGUUCCUUCAUUACUGAUUUGAUUGAGGCUUCGGAUAACCGACAGGCUAUCACUCGUUGGCGCUGGAAGCAGGCUAUUUCGGAUGCUGGAAAAGAGGACUGGGGAGGCGAUGUGAGUUGGAGACUUGGGCAGUCUAAGGAGUUUGCUUCUAUUUUACCUCCGAAGGCAUCCAAACUCUAA
Molecule: messenger RNA, 1314 nt
Organism: Penicillium malachiteum
Lineage: Eukaryota; Fungi; Ascomycota; Eurotiomycetes; Eurotiales; Aspergillaceae
Product: NAD(P)/FAD-dependent oxidoreductase
Exons: 2
Coding region: 1-1314 (437 amino acids)
Molecular function (GO): flavin adenine dinucleotide binding; sarcosine oxidase activity; saccharopine oxidase activity
Source: RefSeq, a predicted model, not a curated record